Molecule: messenger RNA, 13953 nt
Organism: Orcinus orca (killer whale)
Lineage: Eukaryota; Metazoa; Chordata; Mammalia; Artiodactyla; Delphinidae
Gene: LMTK1
Product: apoptosis associated tyrosine kinase
Exons: 12
Coding region: 257-4288 (1343 amino acids)
Biological process (GO): peptidyl-tyrosine autophosphorylation; brain development
Molecular function (GO): ATP binding; protein tyrosine kinase activity
Source: RefSeq, a predicted model, not a curated record
GGGCUGGGCCUUGAGGCUAUUGUAUGUCAGCCCCUUCUCAGGAUGCUGUGAGAACAAGGCCCCAAACAAGGGCCAGUGCGGCCCCCUCCUACCCGUGCCCUCCUCACCUCCUGGGAACAUGGUGCCCGGAACAUUCUAGCACCAGUGCGCCUCAGUGGGAGGGCCUGCCUGCAUAGCAGGCUCCCGCCUGGGCUCUGGGGGGCCAGUGCUGGGCUCUCCCACCUGGAGCUGUGCUGGGAGAAGGGGCUGGGCAGUGAUGCUCACACUGUCCUAUCUGAUCACCCGCUCUGCUGGCUCCAUCCGGUGGGCCUCCAGGUGGCACCGUCAGGAGUUUGAGAAUGCCGAGGGGGAAGAGUACCCGGCCGACUUCUCGGCACAGGGCUCCCCGGCAGCAGCGGCUCAGAACAGGCCCGACGUGUAUGUCCUGCCACUCACCGAGGUCUCCCUGCCUAUGGCCAAGCAGCCCGGGCGUUCAGUGCAGCUGCUCAAGUCCACAGAUCUGGGCCGGCACAGCCUCCUGUACCUGGAGGAGAUUGGCCACGGCUGGUUUGGGAAGGUAUUCCUCGGGGAGGUGAACUCGGGCAUCAGUAGCACCCAGGUGGUGGUGAAGGAGCUGAAGGUGAGCGCCAGCGUGCAGGAGCAGAUGCAGUUCCUGGAGGAGGCGCAGCCCUACAGGGCCUUGCAGCACAGCAACCUGCUCCAGUGCCUGGCCCAGUGCGCCGAGGUGACGCCCUACCUGCUGGUGAUGGAGUUCUGCCCGAUGGGGGACCUCAAGGGCUACCUGCGGAGCUGUCGGGUGGCAGAGUCCAUGGCGCCCGACCCUCUGACCCUGCAGCGCAUGGCCUGUGAGGUGGCCUGUGGCGUCCUGCACCUGCAUCGCAACAACUACGUGCACAGUGACCUGGCUCUGAGGAACUGCCUGCUCACAGCCGACCUGACGGUGAAGAUCGGCGACUAUGGCCUGUCUCACGGCAAAUACAGGGAGGACUACUUUGUGACGGCUGACCAGCUGUGGGUGCCACUGCGCUGGAUCGCGCCUGAGCUGGUGGACGAGGUGCACUGCAACCUGCUGGUGGUGGACCAGACCAAGGCCAGCAACGUGUGGUCCCUGGGCGUGACCAUCUGGGAGCUCUUCGAGCUGGGAGCGCAGCCCUAUCCGCACCACUCCGACCGGCAGGUGCUGGCCUAUGCGGUCCGGGAGCAGCAGCUCAAGCUGCCCAAGCCCCAGCUGCAGCUGACCCUCUCUGACCGCUGGUAUGAGGUGAUGCAGUUCUGCUGGCUUCAGCCUGAGCAGCGGCCGACGGCUGAGGAGGUGCACCUGCUGCUGUCCUACCUGUGUGCCAAGGGUGCCACCGAGGCAGAGGAGGAGUUUGAGCGGCGCUGGCGCUCACUGCGGCCUGUGGGGGGCAGCGUGGGCCCCGGGCUGGGGUCGGCAGGCAUGGCACUGGGGGGCAUGGGCGAGCUUGCGGCCACCUCAUCCUUCCCACUGCUGGAGCAGUUUGCUGGCGACAGCUUCCACACGGAUGGUGAUGACGUGCUGACGGUGACUGAGACGAGCCGUGGCCUCAACUUCGAGUACAAGUGGGAAGCCGGCCGCGGCUCCGAUGCCUUCCCGCCACCUGAGGGCGCACUGAGCCCGGGCCGAGACGCGCGUCUGCAGGAGCUCUGCGUCCCUGACGGUGCUCCCCCAGGCGUGGUGCCGGUGCUCAGCGCUCACAGCCCCUCGGUGGGCAGCGAGUACUUCAUCCGCCUGGAAGACCCUGCGCCUGCCGCAGGCCACGACCCCGACUGUGCCGGCUGUGCCCCCAGCACCCUCGCUGCCACCCUGCGCCCCGACGGCAGUGACCAUGAUGACGACUCUGACGGCAGCACGGCCGCCUCGCUGGUCAUGGAGCCACUGCUGGGCCACGCGCCGCCCGCUGAUGGCCCCUGGGGCCACUGCGACUACCACCUAUGCAGGAGCCAUGCCUGUGACCUGCCUUGCACCUCACGCUCACCCCCCCCGGAGACCCCGAUGCUGGCGGAGCCCAGAGCAGAGGAUAUUGACUGGGGCGUGGGGGCAUUCUGCCCGCCCUUCUUUGAGGACCCGCUGGGCACAUCCCCCUCCGCGAGCUCCAGGGCCCAACCAUCCCCAGGUGGGGAAGAGCUGGGAGAGGCUGGGAUGCCCAGGACUGCCCAGCACAGACACUGGAGCUCCAAUGUAUCUGCAAACAACAACAGCAGCAACCGAGCACCAGAAUUCUGGGUCCCGGGCCUCUCAGGUUACACGGACUGCUGCCCUGGUGUGAAGCAGGCCCUACAGACCGUCCCUGAGCUGGGCCAUCCUCUGAUCCCAGAGGACCUCAGAGAGCCUCUCCUUGGGCCAAAGGGGGCCUCCUCUGGUAAGGAGAUGGGCCGCUGCCUUGGCCUCCCCCAUCUGUAUCCUGCUGAGGGCCUGACACCUGCCCCGUGCCUGGUCACAUCCCCGUGGACAGAGGCAGCCAGAAGUGGUGGUGACAGCCCCCAGGCAGAGCCCAGGCUUGCAGAGGAGGCCGAGGGCUCUGCUGGACUCCAGCUGCCCCUUCCCUCCAUCCCAUCCCCAUCCCAAGAGGGAGCCCUGCUUCCUGCCGAGGAGGCCAGCACCCCGCCCACCCUGCCUGCUUCACCCACGCCCACUGGCAGCCCACAGCCUGCCACUGAGCCAGUCCAGGCCCUGGACAGCGACAGUGGCAGCAGCUCCCCUGAGCUGGAGGCACCAGGCAGUGAAGACGAAGACACGACUGAGGCCACUUCUGGUGUCUUCACUGACUUGUCCAGCGACGGCCCGCAGGCUGAGAAACCAGAUGUGACACCAGCCUUCCGCUCCCUACAGAAGCAGGUGGGGACCCCCGACUCCUUGGACUCCCUGGACAUCCCAUCCUCAGCCAGUGAUGGCGGCUCUGAGGUCUUCAGCCCAUUAGCUGUUGGCCCCCCUGGCGGGCAGCCCCGAGCCCUGGACAGCGGCUAUGACACAGAGAACUAUGAGUCCCCUGAGUUUGUACUCAAGGAGGCCCAUGAGCCCUGUGAGCCUGAGGCCUUGGAGGAGCUGGCCUCAGAGGGUGAGAGCCCCGGGCCAGAGACUCGUCUCUCCGCCUCCCUGGGUGGCCUCAGCGAGAAGAAUCCUUACCGCGACUCUGCCUACUUCUCAGACCUGGACACGGAGCCAGAGCCCCCCUUGGGCCCCAAGGAGAAGCAAGGAGGUGUCCCAGUCCCCGGGCCAGAGCCCGAUCUGGAGAGCCUGAAGAGCCCCAGGCUGCCGUCUGCACUGCCCUCCCCUGAGUUGGGGAUGCUUGGGGAGGCACAGGGCUCUGGCCCCAGGGAGGUGCUGCCACUGCCACUGCUUGAGGACUCUUCCCCAGAGCCAAGCGCCUGCCCCAGGGGCCCCAGGCUGGAGCCUCCCUGGCCCCAAGACCCAGCCCAGGUGCCACCCAUGCCCAGCCCCGGGCACUCUAAGAUUUUCCUGUUGACUCCGGUCCGGCCCAGCUCAGAAGGCCACCGCCCCGAGCUCCAGGAGACCCUGGGACUGCUGUCAGGGUCGGGCCUGCAGGAACGGACAGGGGGUCCAGGUGCCCCCAGAACCCCACUCUGCCUGGCCCUGCCGGCAGUCCCCGCGGCUCCAGAGGGGCGGCCGGAGGAGGAAGAGGACGACAGCGAAGACAGUGACGAGUCGGACGAGGAGCUCCGCUGCUACAGCAUCCAGGAGCCGAGCGAGGAGAGCGAGGAGGAGGCGCCGCCUGUGCCAGUGGUGGUGGCGGAGAGCCAGAGUGCGCGCAACCUGCGCAGCCUGCUUAAGAUGCCCAGCCUCCUGUCCGAGGCCUUCUGCGAGGACCUGGAGCGCAAGAAGAAAGCCGUGUCCUUCUUCGACGACGUCACCGUCUACCUCUUCGACCAGGAAAGCCCCACCCGGGAGCUCGGGGAGCCCUUACCUGGCGCCAAGGAGUCGUCCCCCACGUUCCCGGUGGGCAGCCCGGGCUCCCCCAGCACCCCCGGCCGGCCUCGGCGGGCUGACCGCUCCCCCGACGGCCCCGCGGCCGAAGAGGGCGGAGGGUUCGAGUGGGACGAUGGCCUCCCGCCGACGCCGGCCCAGGAGCCUGCCCCGUGCGUCCCCGCUGCGCCCGCCAAGCCCAGCCCCUUCUCUCGCUUCACUGUCUCACCAGCGCCUGCGUCCCGCUUCUCCAUCACACACGUCACCGACUCGGACUCCGGGUCCGUGGGAGGUGAGGCUGCGGUGGGGCUGGCGGGAGGGGAUACUGAGUCAGGACAGUGGUGAGGGCGGCUGGGAAGGGCACCUGCUGGGCGCGAGGCCCUACGCUCGUUAUUUCGUGUUUUCUGGACAAGCUCAGUUUUCAGACGGGGGAACUGAGGCUCAGAGAGGUCAGGUCACGCCAGGCCUCUUUGUUGUGGCCACCUUGGCACGUUUCCUCACCGCUCUGAGGAGAUGCAGUGCCCCAGACAAAGCUGGCUCAGCACUCUCGGGAUGUAGGUUGGAUGUCCACUCCCUGCCCCACCCCCACCCCCCGCACCGCCCCGCUCUUUUCUCCCUCCUCCGAAGGCACCAGGCUGGACACUGAGUGCCCCCCACCCUGCUCUCUGACCUGCAGCAGCCUCUCCUGCCAGAACCUUCCCAGCCCCUGCUGGUCUGCCUCAUCCACCAGCCCCCCAUCUCAGAUGUAAUGGCUUGUCCAGAGAUGGUGGUGGUGGCUCAGGUGCCCACGUGGGGCCCUACUCAGGGGCCUUAGCUCACUCCUCCCUCCAAGCUCUACUCCUGUCAACCUCAGACCAGGUGGGCUCAUACCUGCCCAGUUGCCACCACCCCAUUCUACUAGGCUUCCCUGAAAGCUCACCUCCACUAAGAUGCCCCUACUUAUCUUGUCCCCCUGGCAGACCCAGCCCCUCCCUUGCGGCCCUUGGCAUGUGGCUGCAGCCUCUAGGGAAGGAUGUGCUGGUCUGUUUGUGUCACACAGUGUGCCCUUAAUGGAUAUCUGAACAAGCAAGCAGGUCACCAGGAGGCGAGUGUGUGACCCUGGCCAGCCCAGUCCUGCUCGGGUCUCAGUUUUCCCACCUGUAAAGAGAGGACUCAGAGGGCUGACGUUGAGCUUUGUUGGGCCCGAUCCCUGGUGAUGUGGCGGGAAGGAUAAUCGUCUGGCUCCUACCUAGAUAGGCAGGCAGGCAGGCCUGCUGCAGCCCAGCUGCUCAGUGGCCCGUAAGCGAGGGAUUGAGGCCAGGUGAAAGCCCUGGGCGAGGGGACUCUGGCUGUCCUUGGAGGGGAGGGUGCUCUCAGGAGUCCCUGUGGCCCCAGUGUCUCCCUAAACAUGUUUGCCAGGUCCUACAGCAGGUGCUGGGGGCAGCUGUAAAGAGGCCUGAGCCCCAGGCAGCCCCUGCUUGGAUCCCCUGCCGGUUCUCUCCCCGGCAGCAGCGAGGAUGGUGACCAAGAGUGGUGGGGACUUUCAUCUUGGCAGUGGUCAGCAGCAGCUUCCAAGCGCUUCGGUGCCCCAUGCAGCACCCUGGAGGAGCAGGGCAGGCGCUGGACAUAAGAGCAUCUGUGCACACCAGCCCUGUGCUGCCCUGGGGGCAGGAUUUGUCCUGGACACUUGGGUUUGCUGCUAGGCCCUAGGGAUGCCCUACAGCCGCCCCUCACCCUGAAGCUGCCCCCUCCCCCCCGGCCCCCUGCUGUCAAGACUGCUUGGCCUCUGAGGCCAGGGGCCCUCGCACGCCCUGCCUACAGGUUCCUGUGGUGUAUUACAGGCUGCUGUGUCCUCACCCCAGGUGAGAGGGCAGGUACAGGCCUGCUAGGACGGCCUCUCCCUGCCCCCUUUGCCCCUUCUGCCGGUUCAGGGUUUGCUCAGUGCAAGAAGAGGACACCGGGCUCGUGUGUCCCUGCUCCAAGUCUGUGGCUGUUUCCCCUUCACUGAAUCAGUUAGACCGUAAGCUCUCCCUUCCCACAGGGUAUGGGCCGGCUCCUGCCUGGGUCCCACCGGAGCCCUGCGAGGGGACUGAGGUGGGCAGCCCGAAAGAUGGGGGGCUUUCAGGUCGCAGUCCUGCUGCUUCAGCCCCUGUCUAGAGGUGUCUGUGGCUCCCCUCUGCAAGGUAGGGCCCAGCCCAGCCCAGCUGCCAAAGGAAAGUGGCGGCUGCCCCCCACGGUCAGUGUCUGUCAGGGGGUUCCUACUGCAGGGAUGGAGACAGUGGGAAGGGGUGGAGCUGGGAGGGAGGGUGGGGCAGGGCAGCACAGGGGGUAUUUUUGUAACACUGUUGUCAGAACAGAUGGAAGAGGGAUGCUUUUAAGUUAUUGUUGCCAAAGAGACAUAAAAUUUAUUGUUGCUUUUGGGGUGGGGGUGUGGGUGGGGACUUGUUUUGAAUUUGUUUUUUGUUUAUUUGAGGCUUAUGAUGCUGGUACAAUGAUCGUCUUGUUCCUUUCUUGUCUGUUUUUUAAGAGAAAUCAAAACUAAGGAAAAAAGCCUUCAUGCUAAGCGUGUUUUCUUUUGGAGUCUGCAGAUAAAGCCUUGGGCAGGAGGGGGCAUGGGCUGUGCUGGGGUGGGGUCCCUACAGUCCCUUCUGACCACUGGGGGAUGCAGGAGGGAGACCACCCCUUCCUCUAGCUGUCCUUGGCACACCUUGGUGGAGGGACACAGUGACCUUGGGCCCCUAGGGUGCCCAGGUUGGGGUGUCUUCCCAGAACAGGGCCAGCGGACUGACGCCUGCAGCCCUCACUUCCUGCCUGGAAGCUGGCCCUACCUAGGUAAGGGUGAGAGGGAACCUCUCCGGGAAGCUCUUCCUCCUGCCUCUCCAGGGGUGGCCCCUGUCCCUCAGCACGGGGAGGCCGGGUGAGGGGGCGGUGAGCUGGGAGCAAGGUGGGUUGUGAGGAGGUGGGGCUUCUGUGCCCCUCCACCGCAAACAUCUGCCCUGUGACCCUGCCUCACCUCACCUGGCCUGCCUCCAGCUUCUGCAAGGUGAGAGCCUCUGGGGCCCCACCCCCUGUGCUUCGUGUUCUGGGCUGUGCGCAGAGCCCCUCCUGGGAGGGUCUGGGAGGAGCAAGCGAACGCUGCCCGGAACUGAACGUCUCCUGAGGUAAGGACUGCUGUCACCAACGUGGUUAUUAGCACGGCUGUAUUUCAGCCUUAAAUGUCAAACAGCAUGGAUCCGAUAGCUUCUAAAAUCUUAUAUUUCAGCUGAAAUAUGGAAACAGCCAGAGCAUUGAGGGGGCCUACCCAGGAAUCCUGGGGUAGGCCCCCCUCAAUGGCACACAGCCUGGGGAGCCAGGCCACAGCACCGACCACCCUGGGGACAGGGAGGAGAGCUGGGGGCCCUGCAGCCAGUUCUGGAUGGGAGUUAGGGUGUGGGCAGGGAGAAACUGGGACAGAGAGGCCCACAAAACUGCCAGUGGCAGGGGGGAGACCCAGCAAAGCCCCAAUCAGGGGUCUGGCAGGAAGUUGUGCUCAUACUAAAUCCAAGGAAGGGAGGCCGGCCCUCGCUCUCCCCUUCCCCUCCCCUCCCUCCCCUUGCCCCUGCAUUGCUGCCGCAGGCACUACUACAGGUGGGCGGCCUCAUUACUGACCAGACAGGGGCUCCCCUUACAGCUACAAGCUGAUGCGAUGGCCCUCCCUGCACCUUGGGGGCUCCCUGGCCCACACGACAGAUGGGCCUGAUUCAAAAGGUUGGCCGCCCAGCCCAGGCAGCAGGUCCCUGCUCCCCUCACUCUCCUUGGCCACGGCCAUGCCACCUCCUGACCCUGUAGGAACAGCCGGGGUCCAGCCCAGGCCAGAUUGAGGUGGGGGCAGAAGGGCUUGGAAGGAGACAAUUCUCUAAAUGGGGAGCAAGCAGAUUGUAACAAAACAGGUUACAGGUCAGGGUGUGGGAGGAGGAGCCCCCACAGGCAGUGGGUGCAGAUGUGGCCGUCAGCUGAGGAGUGGGGCAGACCUGUCAUUGGUCACCGUCGGCUUCAGCUGGACGCUGGCGAAGGGAUUCCUGAGAAGAGGAGAGAAGAGUGGUUUUCGGGAGGGGUGCUGAGUGCCGCCCUGUGGCUACAGACGGCACCCACCUGGACCCCGAUGGCCCAGCCUCUGAGCUCAGGGCCUGGGGGUGGCAGAGGCCACGGGGGAGAGCCAGAAAGGGGCGCUGUCCGCAAGGCCAGCUGAGCCCCAGCGCGCCACCCUCUGCUCACCCCCCCCAGGUGCCCCACCUCAAACCGUCAACCCUCCCACAGGCAGGGUGGGUGGGCAUGGGGGGGCCCCUCCACAUCAGCCCUGGUCCUUUCUCUGCAACCUGAGGCAGCCCCACAUGAGCCGCACCCGAGCUCGGUGCGCCGCCCCCCAAGGCCAAGCGCCCCCGCCACCUGCCCGGGAGCAGCAGCUGAGCCCAUCUGCAAGGACACAGCUGUUGACACAUAGAGCCACAGCUCAGCAGAGCGCACAAGCCCAGCCCAUGCAUCCUGGGGGCCCAGAGAGUGGCCCGUCCCAUGCCGACAUGACAGACACGAGGCGCAGGCACCCCAGCGACAACGGGGCUGGUAGGAGUGGACGCCCGCAGCCCCUGCGGAGGGGCUGGCCGCCUCCUCAGAGAGGAGCCGUGCCUGCCCCUGCGUGCCGAGGCUGCGGCUGACAGACAGACAGACGCACCAGACAAGGGGCUGAGAUGGAACGAGAUGAGUGCAGGGUGGGGCUGGCACCUGGCCUCGUGCUCACGGAGGCCUCUCCUCCUCGGCGGGCUCCGAGGACCUGCCCAGGUGGAGAUGGCACAGGAGAGCAGGCCAGGGGACGUCAGGCAGUCCCAAGGGUGACAGCACGGAUGGCACGUGGGACACGGAGGGCUCGGCCUGAACGGGAGCCGUUACCUGGGGCGGGAGUGGCCUCUGACAUGGCUGGGCGUCCACAGGAGCUGGGUGGGCGCUCUGUCCAGGUGCCCAGGAAGAUAGAACGUGGGGUGGGCAACCCUGUGUUUGCCUGAGGACCUGGCAUUUUCUAAAACACUGAGGCACUUUGAACAACUGAGUCCAAAGGAUGAACUAGUGAGAGGAGACUGAUCUGCAUCUCCAAGAUGCUGCCUGACAGUUGGCAGCACCCGCAGCCGUUCCACCCCUGCCUCGGAACAUCUGCACCUGAUGAAAGGCCCUUCCAGCCGGCGGGGCCUCAGUCUCCCUCAUUCAGGUCCUCUCUGGCCUCCCAGGCUUGGGUCUGAGCAGAUGUGCUUCAGCCCCACUGGCCCCAGGCAGGGGCAGCCUGGAGGUUCUGAAACCGAGGUUCUGCUGUGACCAGCGUCAUCUGCCCUGGGACGGAGGAUGCAGGGCAGCCACGGGGGCGGCCGCCUUGACUGGACUCUUGUCCUAGAGGAGGGCUCCAUGCCCUUGGCGGUCUGCAGCCAGGGUCAUGGCGGGGGGUCUUGUGGGGCUGGAAACGGGGCAGGUUUGUCCAUCCAGAGUCGGGGACCCAGCAGGGGAAGGGACCCAGAGAAGGGAGGAUGGCACCUGUGCUGACCAGAGCCAGGGGCAAAAGGGAGUUCCAGCCGGGUGUGUCCUGACGCACCUACAUUCUCAUCAGAAAGGGUCAGUGACCAGCCACGUGUAAAUCAACGAAGUUACAACACACCCUCAAACCAUAUACAAAAAUAAACUCAAAAUGGCUUAUAGACUUAAAUAUAAGACAUGACACCAUAAAACUCCUAGAAGAAAACAUAGGCAAAACAUUCUCUGACGUAAAUCGUACCAGUGUUUUCUUAGGUCAGUCUCCCAAGGCAAUAAAAACAAAAGCAAAAAUAAACAAAUGGGACCUAAUCAAACUUACAAGCUUUUGCACAGCAAAGGAAACCGUAAACAAACAAAAAGACGGCCUACAGAUUGGGAGAAAAUAUUUGCAAAUGAAGCAACUGACAAGGACUUAAUUUCCAAAAUAUACAAACAGCUCAUACCUCUCAACAACAAAAAACCAAACAACCCAAUCGAAAAAUGGGCAGAAGACCUAACUAGACAUUUGUCCAAAGAAGACAUACAGAUGGCCAACAUGCAUAUGAAAAGAUGCUCAACAUUGCUAAUUAUUAGAGAAAUGCAAAUCAAGACUACAAUGAGGUACCACCUCACACUGGUCAGAAUGGCCAUCAUUAAGAAGUCUACAAAUUACAAAUGCUGGAGAGGGUGUGGAGAAAAGGGAACCUCCCUACACUGUUGGUGGGAGAUUGGUGCAGGCACUAUGGAAAAGAGUCUGGAGGUUCCCCCCAAAACUAGAGUUGCCAUGUGAUCCAGAUGAAACUAAUUCAAAAAGAUCCAUGCACCCCUAUGUUCACAGCAGCACUAUUCACACUAGCCAAGACAUGGAAACAACCUAAAUGUCCACUGACAGAUAAAUGAAUAAAGAUGUGGUAUAUACACAAUGGAAUAUUAGCCAUAAAAAAGAAUGAAAUAAUGCCAUUUGCAGCAACAUGAAUAGACCUAGAGAUUCUCAUACUAAGUGAAGAAUGACUAAUAGCACAUGAUAUCACAUAUAUAAAAUCUAAAAAAAUUAUACAAAUGAACUUAUCUACAAAACAGACUCACAGACAUAGAAAACAGACUUGUGGUUGCCAAGGAGGAAGAGGGGUGGGGAGGGGUGAAUUGGGAGUUUGGGAUUAGCAAAUGAAAACUAUUAUAUAUAGAAUGGGUAAACAAGGUCCUACCGUAUAGCACAGGAAAUUACAUUCAGUGUAUCCUGUGAUAAACCAUAAUGGAAAAGAAUAUAAAAAAGAAUAUAUAUGGGUAUAACUGAAUCACUUUGCUAUAUGGCAGAAAUUAACACAACAUUGUAAAUCAACUAUACUUCAAUUAAAAAAAAAGGGUCAGUGGCAAACCCACACUACCACCUGAACCAGGAAGACCUCCCUGAAGAGGGUGUCUGGCCUCUGACCCACACCGUCCCCCAAAACAGUGUGACCAUGGAAGAAGCAUGUGCUGUCCACACUGCAGGUUCUGAGGAAGGAGGUGGCAGCUGUAACCACUCCAGACCUCUGGAGCGACUCCCUCCUGCAGCCCCGGCCAGAGACCCCUGGGUGGGACACUCCCACCCUUCAGCAUCAGAGGAAGUGUGAGGCCCCCUUGGGUGCUCACCACCUUCUGGGAUGUUCUGUGAAAGAACAGGCUUAAGAGCUACCCCCGGGGAGGGCACCUGAGUGACCCCAGGUGAGGGACUUGGGUCAACACUGGGAUGACAAAACAUGACAAGAUUUGGACCUGAGGCACUGCUGAUCCUGCUGUCCUGCAGACGUCCGUCACUGCCCAGGGGUGGACGCCGGGGCCAAUCAACAGACGACCACCCAGACACAGAACAAGCUCUUCUUGACCCAAAUGGGAGACGCUGGAGUAUGCGAGAGCCAGUGCUGUCAGGAUGCCAGGGCCCCUCCCCAGGCAGGGCCACCAGGCACUCAGGUGCCCGACUGGUGGCUGGGCUCUGUCCCCCUCCUGAGCAGGGACACAGGGACAGCCGGUAGCUUUUAUACGGAAUGGAUUUGUAUCCUCCGGGGGGCAGGCCUGAAGUCCCGGGCAUGGUGAAGGGAGGCAUGAGCCAGGCCCCCCGCCAGGAAUGGCUGUCCCCACCACCCAGUCCUCUGCAGACCCCCACAGCCUGACGAGGUGGGACCCCUGCAGCCAAGCAGCAUUCGGGUCCAGGCUCAUGAAACAUUCGUCACUGAGGAUUUGGUGGAAUCACCUUCGGUUAUCUUCUGAAUCCACUUCUUGAAUAAGAAAGGGGGUGGUUCUGAGAACAGCCUGGUCAGCACGAAGCGUGGCUUGUGUCCUGUGGUGACUCCGGGGCAGAGAAGGAGCGAAGAGCAGUCACAGCAUAGAUUUCAACUUCCUCCACGUUUUCCUCUUAAAACGUGGCACAACUUCAGAACGUUGGCCCUUCUGGACUUGAGUCGUUCUCCUCCCCGGCCCUCCUCCCAGGGCUGUGAGCUCUGGCAAAGUUGAGCAACGUCCCUCAACCAACCAGAGGUGGCUUGUGACACCCCCGCACCUGGUAGGAUCAUCAGGACAGGCAGACCCUGCGGCCGCCGUGCUGUGAGCUCCCAGAGAUGAGUGCACCCCCGCCCGCCGUGCCCCUGGGGCUCUGCCCUCCAUCCAGGGGUGGGGUUCUAGGCAGAGGCCACACGAGCCUCCCUGAGCCUUCACCCCCUUCCAGUACCUCCAGUGGGUGAGAUCAGCUGGGCUCCACCAGCUCAGAGGGACCACGAGGGCAGCAGAGGUGGGGGCGGGAGAUGCAGGUGUCUCAAAGCAUCUCGGAAGAAGAGGGAUAGAUGCAGGGGAGGAGAGUGGCCCAGGUCACCCACUGCUGAGCCAGGGUCAAAGUCAUUUCUCCCAUCCCCCAAUUUCAGGAGCACUUGUCUCUAGAGUUUUCCAGAACUCACACUGCAACUCAUCAAGAGAAAGGCAGGAAAAAACAAACAAACAUAUAUAUAGAUAAAAAACCCUGACAGUCCAGUGGUUAGGGCUCUGCGCUUCCACUGCUGGGGGCCCGGGUUUGAUCCCUGGUCAGGGAACUAAGAUCCCACAAGCCACGCAGUGUGGCCUAAACAAACAAACACACACACCAAAAAAAAAACCAAGAAAGGCAGUGAAGGAGGGAGAGGGAGAGUCCAGGACCUGCUGCCCACAGGGAGGGAGGAUGGCAUCUCCAUGACACCCAGGGAGGUGAAGUGAUGACCAUCUUUGUAAAGGGCCCACGUGCCAGCUUCGCGCAGCAGACUUCUCAGUGACAGGGCUGGGGUGGGGCAGAGGGGCAGCAGUGCUGCCCAGACCCAGGCACAGGAGCCCAGAGCAGUGGGCUCCCCCUGCACGCCCCACCCCAGCUGUUGGCGCUUGCUUUCCAAGGGCACAGGGGAAGGGACCAUCACCAGUUGGGAGCUGGAGGAGGCCCCUGGGGCCUGCUCUGGAAGCCUGGAGUAGCCCCCUGGAGCCACGUCGGGGCAGACAGCAGCUGAGCCUGCGCAGAACGGGGCCACUGCAUCUGCUCAUCCUCUGCAGGGCAGAUGCAUGCUGCUGGUCCCGCGUGCCUGUGGCUCUCACCUGGGCACAGGCCAUGGCGCUAUCCCCACACCCAUCCUGGUCUCCCCAGCCCUCGAGGGGCUGCGAUACUCACCAACCCAGGAGCCAGCCAGGCCGGGCUCAGACCCACGCUCAGGGACCGGUCUGAGGGGCACUCAGCCGAAGGAGCCCAAAGCCAGCCUCGCAGCUGAUCACCAGGCUUCACCCCGAUUAUGGCCAAAGCACCCAGCAGAAGCAACAGGAAACCCAGACAGAGGGCCAGGACAGACCCGCAAGCUUCCAGAGGGAGGAAAUCCGAGAGCCCAAGGAGAGGUCCAGGGAGGCAAAGACCCAGAGCCGAGAGCAGACGCAGGCUCAGCAGACCCUCGGACCCCAGCAUAAGAAAACCAGGGCAACUUACUAACUCUAGUCAGGGGCCGCUCAAAAUCUGGCCACUUCCACAUCGGCACUGCAAGGAAACACAGGGCUCAGUUGAUGCACGUGGAGCAGGUGGGAGUGAGGUCUGAGGACUCCGAGGGGACAUAAGCCGGAUGGAGGAUGGGGGGACGCCUGGCAGCUAGCAUAUGCUGCCGGGAGCAUGUACCACCAGCCACAGGGCAGAGCUGGCUCUCCAGCCCGCGGGAGGGGUCUGCAGGGAGGCAGCUCCAAGGAGCAGCUCAAGCAGGGCGUCCCUGGAUCAGGCCCACGUGGCUCUCCCCCAGGUGCGGGCCUCCCCAGGCGCCCCCAGGGAGAGCAGUGUGGCCUGGCACGCUCUGCACCUUGGUCACUCUGUCGGCGAGGAGGCCAGGCUUUGCACGUGGCCCGGACACACGCAGAGGGGCUGGAAGGAGGCGCCACACCCAACUCGAUGCAAUAAAUAAAACUUUUAUUCAAACAACUGCAGUACAGGGCACAAUUCAGAUUAAAAAAAAAAAAAAGACGAAAGGAAACAGGAAAAA